Molecule: messenger RNA, 6076 nt
Organism: Priapulus caudatus
Lineage: Eukaryota; Metazoa; Priapulida; Priapulimorpha; Priapulimorphida; Priapulidae
Product: zinc finger CCCH domain-containing protein 13-like
Exons: 21
Coding region: 157-4548 (1463 amino acids)
Cellular component (GO): RNA N6-methyladenosine methyltransferase complex
Molecular function (GO): metal ion binding
Source: RefSeq, a predicted model, not a curated record
CCUGCUCGAUGGGCCGUAAGACUGUGUGUUGCAGAGGAGCAGUUGGACAGAAUUUACAUGGAAUUACUCGUCGUAAUAGAGAACAUAUAAACAUAAAGGUUCCAAUGUGAUAGCUCACUCUCUACAUAAGGCGCUGUUCAUGACGCACCUGUGAAAAUGCCAAGCUCAAGAUCUCGAGAUUCCGCGAAAAACAGGGACAGGAAGCGCACUAGUGUGUUUGAUCGACUUGGAAUAAGCAAAAAGUCCCCAAAACAUGGUGCAGAGAGACAAAGUUCUUCCGCAACAGCACCAGACCGGCAAGAAAAGUGUCGCAUUUUCCUUCGAAGUGGAAAUUGUCCAUAUGGUGCCAAAUGCAAGUUUCUUCAUGAAGCACCUCCAUCUAAAUCACUAAGGGAUAAAGAAAGGUUGAGUGGAAAAGAGGAAAUAUCACCUGGAAAGCAUGGCCGUCACGUGGGAGAGAGUGGUGAGUCUCGUAAACGCCGUAAGAGCUCGAAGGUUCAAUCUCGGGUGAUUGUUUCUGGCCAAGAACUGGAUAGUGUGAGCAGCAGCGAUGAUUCUGGAAAUUACGAUGAUUGGAAAGCAAAAAAGGAGAAGGAGAAGAUGAUGGAUUAUCAGGAGGUGUUGCUGCUGGAGAAACAGAGGCAGAAGCUGCAGAGAGAGCUGGAGUUGGAACUGCAACGAGAACAGGAGACUGAGGCCAGGCAAAAUAUCGUCAUAGCCAAACGCCAGGUUUCAGAGUCAUCGGGUGAUAGCGAUUCUUCAUCGGGGUCAUCGUCGUCGUCGUCAUCGUCGUCAUCAUCUGGUAGCAGCAGCAGCGGCAGCAGCAGUAGCACCGAUAGCGAAAGUGAGAGUCCCUCGCCGGUGAAGCACAAGAAGCAUGUUGCCAAGCGACAGCUCACUCGAGAUGAGUACAAGAAGAAAGUUGAACACAAGUCGUGUAAGACGUCCGCAUCACCGGCUGGUAGCAAACACAAGCAGCGUGUGCAAGAGAUUCCUGCUAUGGCCCACAAGAAGAAAAAAGUGCAGAGAUAUGAAGCAAAGCUACUCUCAUUGAAGGAGAAAAAGGCAUUAAAGCGAGAUGCAUCUUCUUCCUCUGAACCAGAAGUACCAAAAAGGAAAAACAAGUUGCAAAUGCAUAAACAGAAAUAUGAAGAUGCCUCACCCGAACCCAUGAGAAUAGACAAGCAUCAUGUGAAGAAGCAUUCCCAACCCCCACUAGACACCAGGAAGGCUAAGAAGGGAAAAGACAGAACAAAACUAAUUGCAGAGAGAAAAUCCAUAACACCCGCAAGAAUUGGCAAUGUAAAGGGAAAACAUGCCAAAAGAGAAGGCAUUGUGAAGGAGAGGACGCACACCCCCAGCCAGGAAGGAGACGGGAAGAAAAGAAAAGGUGGCUUCGAGAGAAAGAAGAAAAAGCAAAGAGUAAGCCCGUCCCCGGAGCCUGUGAAACGCAAACGAGAGUAUGCUGAACCAAAAGCACUUACACCCGCUAAAAAAGGAAUGGAGAAGCAAAGGGUAAGAUCUCGUAGCAUAUCCGUUGGCUCUCCUGGUUCUAAAAGCAGACAUUCGUACGAGCGUGCGAGUGUAGAAAAACCCAGUAAGCAGUCUCUCUCGCCCGAGAGCAAGAAAUUUACUAUGGCGAGGAAACGGCACGGCUCUCCUAAAACCGAGCACAAGUCUCGUAUCGACGCGCACAGAGACAACAAGGUGAGGAAACUCGACUUGGUUGACGAAAGCGGCACGAGCGACCACCACGCCGCUCACAAUAAAUCCUGGCACAAGAGUCCCGGCAAUCACAAGGACGAUCCGAGCCGCCUGCACAGAAAGUCGCAGGAGAGCGGACGCCGGGGGCUGUCGCAGGAUUCCGAGAAAGAACGCGAGAAGGUCGCGUGUCGACGCGACGCACCCGACGGCGGCGGCCGAUACGAAGCCGACCACCGGCAGCGAACUCCCGGCGGAAACUACGCGGACGACGCGAGGCAGUUUGCCGAAAUACGCGCCGCCGCCGGCGACUACCAGGAGUCGGGCCGGCACGCCGCCGUCUACCAGGCGCAGGAGAAGCAGCAGCGCUACAAGGACCCGAAAGAGUACGAUUACGGCGCGCGCGAGUCAACGACGCGCGAGCGGCGCGACUUCCCGCUGCUGCCGGACGACCGGCGACCGGACUACCAGCGGCUCGACGCGCUCCCCGAUCCGCGGCCGCCGUACCUGUACGAUCGCUACGGACGACCGAUAGCCGUCGGACGCGCCGCGCUGGAAGACCGGCGGGCGCCGCUCGAAGACAGACGAGUCGCGAUCGACGACAGGCGGCUGCCGAUCGAUGACAGGACGCAAAGCCUGCUGGACGACAGGCGCGGUCUGCGGGCGCUGGACGACCGGCCGGCGCCGUUAGACGACCGCCGCGGUCUCCUAGACGACAGACGCAGCCUCCUGGGUGACAGACGCGAUCCGCUCGAGGAGAGGCGGAGUCUGUUGGAUGACAGACACUUGCCCGACAGGCGGACGCCGCAGUUGGACACGAGGCGGACGGCGUACGAUCGCGCGUUCUUGGAUGACAGACGGGCUUACAUCCCCGAUGACAGGCGUGCGUUUGUCGAUGACAGACCACGAUUGCCGCUAGAUGAUAGGCCCCCCCUCCUACCUACUGACACUAGGAGGGGCUUAGUAGACGAGCGAGCCGCAUUAGCACUUGAGGAGAGGAGAGGUGUCCAGCCAAGGCAACCGUACAGGGAUUUGUAUGACGAAGAACUUUUCAGAGGUCUUCACGGAAGCAGGAGUCCUUUUGGUCUAGAACGAGAUCCUUACAGAAGCUUACUAGCCGCCAGAGGAACGGAGGUACUAGACCCUAGAGAGAGGUUCGCUGCAGACAGAUUUCCAGAACUACCUCUGGAAGACAGGACAAGUCCAUGGUUUGAGGCUCGCGGUCCAGCUCUCAAUCGGUAUGGCGACCCGAUCAGCAUCUCCGGCACGUUGGCGGCGAGAGACAGAGACGUCGAGCGUUAUCGUGAGCCGAUACCCGAACCAGUGGUCGAACGCGACGCACGAACGCACGAUCCCGUCAGGGAGCGCGAAGCUGCCAGAGAGCGUGAAGCUGCCAGGGAGCGCGACGUUGCAAGAGAUCGUGAAGCUGCCAGGGACCGUGACACGGCAAGAGAACGUGACGUGGCGAGAGAGCGUGACGCGGCGAGAGAGCGUGACGCGGCGAGAGAGCGUGACGCGGCCAGGGAGCGUGACGCAGCGAGAGAACGUGAUGCUACCAGGGAGCGUGAUGUGGCGAGGGAUCGUGAUGCUACCAGAGACCGUGAUGCAGGCAGGGAGCGUGAGCCAGAUCGGGAAAGGGGUCGGGACUCCGACAGCAGACAAAGGGAGCGAGGCGAAAGGGAGUCGAGACCGGAACAACGGGAUGACGAUCCGCGGAAGGAUCGAGGGGAAAAGAAAGAUGAUGCCUCAAAAGAUGCGGAAGAAAGCAGAGAGAGCAGAAAGCGGGCAAGAGAUGAAAAGGAUGUGACGCCACCACCGUCGAAGAAGCAAAAAACAGAGUUUGAGUGGAUGCAGAAGAAGGAUUGGGAGAUGACAUGGAAGGAGCCCGAAGCAGAGAAAGAAGGAACUGAAAGCAAGACUCCACAAGUUCAAGAGACAGUGUCAGUGGAAGUAGAAGGCAGUCAGGAAGAAGGCAAAGAGAAAGAUGUUGCAUCUGAUGUACCACCUGAACAAGCAGGAGGAGAGGGUUUUAGCGACGUUAGCGAUGACUUUGAUGAUCUCAUCAACAAAAUGUCAGAUAUGGAAGAAACUUCUCCUAAAGAAAGGGUGAAUGAGGGUGAGGGGGAGGCUCCAUUUUCCCCCACUAGAGCAGAGGUUAUAGACGAAGUUAACGGAGGAGGGCCCACACAGGACGCAGAGUUAAAGUCAGAUGCUGCUGAUCACGACAAGGCUGAACAGUCCGCGGGUAUAGACUCUGAUCUGGAGGAAAUCUCCGAGGAUGAAUUGGAGAACAUCAUUAAGGAGGAUGAAACUGGCAAAGAGGAAGAUGAGGCUAGCAAAGAAGUGCAGGAGAAAGCGACUGACGUCUUGGAUGUUGACUGGGACAGCUUAGUACAUGGACCACAGCUAGAGGUGAAAGUACCAACGUCUGCACGAAAGCGCUUCUCCCUCUUUAAUAUCUUCUCUCGCAUCGGUGUGUCGAAGGCAUUGGCUGGGCCUGACCUGGUGAACAAGCUGAAGGAGAUAUGCCAGGCCGAACUGCGAGAAUCCGGACAACCAGAGACAGAGCUGAAGCUGCUUAACGACGUGGCUGCCUUCCAUGCCCGUGCGCAGCAAAAGAACACUCAGCGAGCGACGGCCAUCAGUGAUAUUGGACCCAGCAGGAGGGCGCUGUGUGCUCGUGCUGAUAUUGAGAUCAGGCGAAAGCUGUGCAAACUCACUGAAAAGGUUCACGACCAUCCAUAUGUGGGCCACCCAGUGGAUACAGAACUGUACUUGCAGAGCGUAAAAUUGUUCAGGAAAGCAGAUAGUUAUGCUAUAGGCUCAGCUAGUAUCUUACAAGUAUGAUUUAUGUGAUACAUCCCAUCGUCAGUUGUCAAUUGAAUGAUGAUGAAUGCUAUACAUAGCAAUGGUUACACGAUUCAUAAAAGUAAAACGAUUCCACGUUAAUACAUGUAAUAUUGGCAAAUAUUAUACUGGUGGGAAAUAUUUUUAAAAAAGAAACAUAAAAUGUGAAAUUCCUGUUUUUAUGGCCAGUAUAUUUUAAUGGUAAGGCAUGGUUACAUUGGUAGACAUACAAUUACGUGCAACGGAGCAGGUCUCAGUAGAGAAUGGAAUUUCCAAAUGUAAUCUCGCCAUCAGACACUGACACUAUCGUUGAAUAUUGUGGGAAGAAACGUUUCCACUCGUUGUUUUAUGUAAUCACUGAUAGCCCAGUAUAGAUAUGUCAUGAAGUAUUGAAAUGCUAUUUGUCAAACAUCUGUAACUGGCAAUUUGUAAUUGAAUUGUAAAACUAAAAGAUUUUAGUUCAUCGGUAAUGGAUCUUAUUAGAAUGAGAUCAUUUUGUUGUCUGCUUCACAGUUUGGGUGACUGAUAUAAGGUUGCUGUAACGUGUUGUCCUCAAUUUCAGUUCGUGCGUGCUUUAUCCACUGUUAUUCGAUCAUUUCAUUUUCUUGUAGACAUUCAUUAUUACCCAGCUGUCUUAUCUUUCUUAUCUGUCCCAUCCUUCUUUAUUGCGACCAGCAACAUUUCAUGUUCCUUAGCUGCUAUUAUACUGUUUCCACUUUCCGAGCCCUUUACUAUAUGUCCUAUAGUCGAUGGUCCUAUAGUCGGUCAGCUUGGCCUAUUAUCAUUUGGUCAGUAUGCUCUUUCAUAAAUAUUUUAUUUCACUGCUGUAAUUAAACUGUGAGGCGGUAUGCGCAUUCGUAUUACGUCAUAUUGAUUUUAUAACUCGUCUGAUAUUGUUCAGCUUGCGUAUAUGAUUUCCGCGCUCGUGCAGUAAUGAUCUCUAAUCACAUCGAGCUUGUAAAAUGGCACUCGUGUCCGUUCGUACGCAUGGACGCGCACGCACGCUCGCACACGCGUGCAGACACACACACACACACACGCACGCACGCACGCACGCACGCACACACACACACACACACAAACCCAUGCGCACAAUUCAUUACCACCUUCCUAUGACUAUCUCUGUCGCUGUCUCACUCUUCCGUAUGGUUAGCCAUCGUAUCAUAUUUCGUUAUAAUUAUAAGUAAAUUUUCUCUGGAUAUGAAAUAAAAAAUGAAGAUGCAUGGUUGACGUGAAAAGUAGCAGGUGCGAAUCUCAAUUGAAUGAAUGACGUCUUUCGCGAAAUCUCAUCUUCCAGGUAUCAUCACCAUAUAUCACUCCCAUAGCUAAAUGUUGUUCACUUUAAUCAUGGUCUGAGUUGCAUGAGAUUACUUAUCUGAUUGCCUAUAAUUAUUGGUGCUGCGAAUAGUGCACGCUAGAGCCAAAGUUCAUCUGUCCGCUAUCCUCACAUGGAAAAGACAUCUAUCGCGAGUAAUUUCAGUAUAUCAAACGUGUAAUACAGAUUAUAUUAUAUUUAUGAAAAUCAGAA